Molecule: messenger RNA, 1093 nt
Organism: Linderina pennispora
Lineage: Eukaryota; Fungi; Kickxellomycota; Kickxellomycetes; Kickxellales; Kickxellaceae
Exons: 1
Coding region: 379-987 (202 amino acids)
Source: RefSeq, a predicted model, not a curated record
UUGCGAGUGCGCAGUCUGCGGGCAGGCGGAGAAGACAUUGUAUUAUAAAAACGGGCGUAAAUAAUGCAGUGGAGAGAAGAGAAAGCCGAGUAGGCGCACUCGGGAACUAGAUAAAAAUUUUAUGUGAUCAACAAAAGAAGAGGAAAAUAAAAAAACGCGUCUGCUACGCGUCUACUCAUUCAGCUCACCACGUGGAUUUGCACAAGUAAUGAGCCAGCUCGGCACCUGCCCAGGCAAUAGCCAGCUCGGACACCAAGGGCACCGGCAAACCCCGAGAACAGCGACGCUACGCCUGCCCGCCUGCACUCGCCCACUAGGCAGCUGAAGAAGCCCGAGUAUCCGAAGCGCGUCAGGCCGGCCUCGUCGCCCAUCAGGCGGAUGAUGACGGUGUCCACGGGGAACAGCACAGCACAGGACAGGAUCUCGGCUAGCAUCAGGCUGAUAGGUGCGCGGAUACAGACACAGCUUGGUCUGAGCUAUCUCGGGCGACUGCUCCUGCAAGGGGACGGGCGACCGCGCGGGCUCCUCAAACACAACCUCGACCGCGUCAUCGAAUACCGCCGAUGCACCGAUAACGCCGUGUCUGCGCGGACGCGUUUUCCACACGGGCAGACCGAUGCGACGCAAUGCAUGGGCAAUGCUGGCUUUGGCCGAGCGCGUCAGGCCGGCGACCGAAAAGUACGCCGACACCACUGCAGGCGACGUGACCAGGCGCGUCAGAUAAUACGCAGCCUACGCCCUGCGCCAGAUUCCCCAGCACAUCGCGCAGGUACGCGCACAGGACCGCCCCGCGCGGACCGCGCAGCAUUACGCGGUCGCGGAUCCACCCGAGUCCCGGCCUCCAGAGCCCCGGCGGGCUCGGCGAGUCUGCGUAGAUGCGCACCACCAGAGACUGUCGGAACAGCCCGUAAAACGCCCCAUAUGUCAGGUAGUGCAGUGCGAAUGUUCGCCAGCAUCGCCAGCACUGUGCGGGACUCGCCCGGGUAGAUGAUACUGAGGAUCGCGCCGAUGCCGCUCAGAUGGUAGCCGACUCGACCACCGGUAGAUGCUGCCCAGCCACGCGCCUUUUGCCAGCCGCUGCCACAUGCUUUGG